UCCCAAAUUAACGCCUCGUCCAAGAUGGCGGAUGUGUUGUGUUUUUAUGUUCCAUUAUGAAAUUUAAACGGAUUUUAAAUCAUUAUAAACUUUUCCCUGGUUUUAGGAGAACUAUUCGUCAGUAUUCUGGGUCAAAAAAUAUCUAUGAGUUCCACAGGAAACCCAAAUGUAUCUUCUCGGGAAUCCAGCCAACAGGAGCAAUGCAUCUUGGGAAUUUCUUGGGUGCGAUCCAAAGCUGGGUCUCCAUGCAGCAUGAGAGUGAGGCUAGGGUGAUAUACAGCAUAACAGACUUGCACUCAAUCACCGUGCCUCAGGAGCCUAGCGUUCUCAAGCAAAGUGUCCUAAACAUGGCCACAAGUCUGCUAGCCAGUGGAGUCAACCCAGAUAGGUGCAUCCUGUUCCAACAAUCUCAGGUUUCCCAGCAUGCUGAGCUGGCUUGGGUCCUUAGCUGCCUGGCCCCCACAGGAAAUCUGAGCCGCAUGCAUCAGUGGAAGAGUAAAACCAAUCAGACAAAAGCACGGACAUGUCUUGGCCUCUAUGCCUACCCGGUGCUAAUGGCUGCAGAUAUUCUGCUGUAUAGGGCUACACAUGUUCCUAUUGGUGAAGACCAACUACAGCACCUGGAGCUGACAAGAGAGCUUGCUCGCAUCUACAACCAGACAUAUGGGAACUUCUUUAUGCAACCCCAUGCCAUAUUAGGCAGCACCCAGCGUGUUAUGAGUCUACGUGAUCCUACCAAGAAAAUGAGCAAGUCGGACCCAGUCCCCUCCUCUAGGAUCGAGCUGACGGAUACCGCUGACCAGAUUGCUGCCAAGAUCAGACGAGCCGUCACAGACUCGGAGCCGUACAUUUGUUAUGAUCCGGGCACUCGUCCUGGCUUGAGCAACCUUAUUAGGGUAUACGCCGCGCUCAGUAACGAGUCCCCUGAGGCUAUAAGCGUGAGAUACCAGGACACGGAGCACUCCAAGGCAAGGUUCAAACAACAACUGACAGACCUAGUGAUACACACUUUGCAGCCAAUCAGAGAAAACAUUCAGAGUCUGUCUAAGGAUCCAGGCCUUGUAAGCAAUGUGCUAGAGACUGGGGCAGAGAAGGCCAGGCUGCUUGCUGAGGAGACCUUGGUUCAAGUGAGAAGGGCCGUGGGGCUUAGAUGAAUUCCUAGAAAUAACUUCUCGAACCUUCUUUUUCUCUACAGAAUGCCAACCAGGCCUGCGCAUUGUAGAAUAUUGAUGCCUAUUGAUGGAAAUUGCUUGAUAUUCUAUUGAAGAUGAUUAUCAGAUUUGCAGAUUUUAGAUGGGCAACGACAAAUCACAGAAUUUGGUAGGCGAAUGUGGCUUCAAAUGAUCUAUAUGAUUGAAAGGGUCCAUGAUACCAAGCGACACAUAUUGUGCAAAUGAACUGCGGUGAUUUCUCUAUAAACGGAUAGUUCAUGGUGA
Messenger RNA from Nematostella vectensis (starlet sea anemone), 1436 nucleotides. Its product is annotated as tryptophan--tRNA ligase, mitochondrial. Lineage: Eukaryota; Metazoa; Cnidaria; Anthozoa; Actiniaria; Edwardsiidae. The record is from RefSeq and is a predicted model, not a curated record. Gene Ontology annotation, molecular function: ATP binding; tryptophan-tRNA ligase activity. Bases 57 to 1154 code for a protein of 365 amino acids. Gene Ontology annotation, cellular component: mitochondrion; mitochondrial matrix. Gene Ontology annotation, biological process: mitochondrial tryptophanyl-tRNA aminoacylation. The transcript is spliced from 6 exons.